Rana temporaria (common frog) is the source of this 6443-nucleotide messenger RNA. It is a transcript of the gene LRIG1, whose product is annotated as leucine rich repeats and immunoglobulin like domains 1. Bases 228 to 3398 code for a protein of 1056 amino acids. The transcript has 19 exons. The record is from RefSeq and is a predicted model, not a curated record. Lineage: Eukaryota; Metazoa; Chordata; Amphibia; Anura; Ranidae. Gene Ontology annotation, molecular function: protein binding.
GUGUGGCAGAGUGUGAGCCGCAGCAGUCCGGGCUGAGUGUAGAGCGGAGCGGAGAGACUGCGGAUCAUCUCUACGGAGUGCAGAGCGCUGGACUACGGGCUGUCCUCCCCCCUCCUCAUCUCCUACACCCCCGGAUCUCACCCCCCCCCCGGGACCGGACCAUGGGAGGAUCGCACUAGAGGAUCCCCGAUCAUUCUAUCUUCUCCGAUCUCUCCGGAUUAUAGAACAUGACCCCCCGGACCCCGCUCCCGAUCCUCUGCCUCCUCUCCCACCUCCUCCUCCUCGGAUUAUGUCUGGAUGGCGGAGCGCCCUGUCCGGGCAACUGCACCUGUACCGGGGCCACUGUGGACUGCAGCAACCGGGGGCUCUCCGAGGUGCCCGCUCCGCUCCCCACCGGGGCCACACACCUAAACCUGAGCCACAACAAGCUGAAGGAGAUCGAUCCGGCCGCCUUUGUGGAGCUGCUGGGACUACGGGAAGUGCAACUGGGGUACAAUGAGCUGACAUCCAUCCCAUCCUUAGGAUCUGCUGCUGCUCAGAUCAUCAGUCUUUCUCUGCACCACAAUAAGAUUCGCAGCAUCGAAGCCACAGAGCUGAUACCAUACACGGCACUGGAGACUUUAGAUUUGAGCUCGAAUGAAAUCACCGAAAUUCGUAGAGGUUCUUUUCCUUUACAGCUUCGAAUUAAAGACAUCAACCUGGGGAGCAACAAGCUAAGCAGUCUAGAGGCUGGAUCAUUUGACAACCUGUCACGGUCUCUGCUUACCCUCCGUCUGAGCAAAAACAGAAUCUCCCAUCUUCCUGUCAAAGCGUUCAAGCUCUUCUCACUAACCCAACUGGAGCUGAAUCGAAAUCGGAUUCGCUUAAUUGAGGGACUCACGUUCCAGGGGUUGGACAACUUGGAGGUUUUAAAGCUGCAGAGGAACAACAUCAGUAAACUGACGGAUGGGGCUUUUUGGGGCCUGGCAAGGAUGCAGGUCUUACAUCUGGAAUAUAACAGCUUGACAGAAGUAAACAGCGGCUCUCUGUAUGGACUGCGGUCCCUGCAGCAGCUUUACCUCAGCAACAACUCCAUUUCAAAGAUCAGCUCAGGUGGAUGGAGCUUCUGCCAAAAACUUCAAGAGCUAGUCCUGUCUCACAAUAACCUCACACGAUUGGAUGAAGGGAGCCUGGCUGAUCUGAGUUCUCUGACUGCCCUGCGUCUCAGCCAUAACUCCAUCAAUCUCAUAGCUGAAGGAGCGUUCAGAGGGUUGCAGAAACUGCGGAUAUUGGAACUGGACCAUAACGAGAUCUCGGGCACAAUAGAAGAUACCAAUGGGGCCUUUAUAGGCUUGGAGAGCCUCAACAAGCUUUCUCUGUUUGGAAACAAGAUCAAGUCGGUGGCCAGAAACGCGUUCUCAGGCUUGGGGGCUCUGGAGCACCUAAACCUUGGCGGGAAUGCCAUGCGGUCAGUCCAAGCCGAGGCGUUUGGAGAGAUGAAAAUGCUGAGAGAGCUGUACAUUAACAGCGAGAGCUUCUUAUGUGACUGUCAUCUCAAGUGGCUUCCUGCAUGGUUGGCCAGUAAAAAGCUGCAGUCCAACGCGAAGGCCGUCUGUGCCCAUCCAGAGUCCUCACAGGGCAAAAGCAUUUUCAGCGUCCCGGCAAAGAAUUUUGUAUGCGAUGAUCUGCCUAAACCACACAUCAUGCUGCAGCCAGAGAAGACUAUGACAGUGCUGGGAAAAGACAUCCGCUUCUCCUGUUCGGCGGCCAGUAGCAGCAGUUCACCGAUGACAUUUGUGUGGAAGAAAGACAAUGAAAUCUUGCACAACGCAGAGAUAGAAAACUUUGCCAACAUCAGGGAGAAGGGUGGAGAUGUGAUGGUCUACACCACCAUUCUGCACUUGCGUAAUGUCACUUUUGAGCACGAGGGGCAGUUCCAGUGCAUCAUCACCAACCACUUUGGUUCCACGUACUCAAAUAAAGCUGGACUUGUUGUAAACGUUCUGCCAUCAUUUCUCAAAACUCCAAGAGAUAACACCAUACGGACAGGUACAACUGCCAGGCUGGAAUGUGCAGCAGACGGCCACCCCACCCCAGAGAUUGCAUGGCAGAAAGACGGCGGCACAGAUUUCCCUGCUGCUCGGGAGAGGCGCAUGCAUGUUAUGCCUGAAGACGACGUCUUCUUCAUUACAGAUGUCAAAAGUGAGGAUAUGGGGGUGUACAGCUGUACGGCACAAAAUUCUGCUGGAUCAGUUUCUGCGAAUGCAACACUGACUAUACUCGAGAUGCCAUUUUUGGCUCAUCCUCUAGAAGACCGCAUGGUUUCUGCAGGGGCUACGUUGGCAUUACAGUGCAAAGCUAAUGGCAGCCCUCCACCACGGAUAACAUGGUUGAAAGGAGACGAGCCCAUCAUAGUAACAGAAAGACACCAUUUCACACCGGGUAACCAGCUGCUGAUCAUACGCAAUGUGGUACAGGAAGAUGCCGGGAAAUAUACCUGCGAAAUGUCCAACACGCUUGGGACAGAACGCGCUUACAGCCAAGUUAGUAUCUACCCUACUUCGGGUGGAGGCUGUGUGUUGGAGACCAUUAAAAUGGAGGGAACCAUGACGUUCGGGAUCAUCACCAUCGCUGUUGUGUGUAGCAUUGUUUUAACAUCUCUCGUGUGGGUGUGCAUCAUCUACCAAUCCCGAAAAAAGAGCGAGGAAUACAGCGUCACCAAUACAGAUGAAACCAUUGUUCCUCCAGAUGUGCCAAGUUAUCUGUCUUCUCAAGGCAUCUGUUCCAGUGACAGCUCUGGGAAUACUGAUGUGGAGGCCUGUAAUGUUGACCACAGACAACCACGGCCCUGUGUAGGAUGCAACUCCGAUGAGCCUUGUAAAAGAGCCAGUGGAUUGUUCAGCACAGAAAGCCCAGGCUAUGGAUACCAGGUUGUGUGUACGGACUGCUUAGAAGGCCGCGCUAUGUACACCAAGGACCCCGACUAUUGUCCGCAGACAUUACAGCCUCUGGACUGUUCAUAUGAAAGACCUAGAAAUGACCAUGAUGGCUACAGAAAUGGCACGGACCAUUCUACAACACCAAACGGUCUUUCGAACCUGGGGGCCGUAAGCUACAACAAGAUGGAUGCCUGUGAAAUUGUGUACCCCAGCAACCACGAGAGGGUUCCUUUCUUGAGUGAACAGCAGACACACGUUUUGGUGUCUGAUUCACAAGGUUCACACCUGGAGCCAUUAAUCAGGUCGCCUCCUCCAGAUUUAUAUCACCAGCCUCCAGCACAGGACUGUUUUCUACAGCAAAUAUCACACUUAGCGGACCCUCUUCACAACGAGGGGGCAGCCAAAGAGCCGCCACUCUCCAACGGACACGCAUUGACUGCCCAGCACAAACCACACAGUGGAUCAGACAAUUCCAAAUGACUGCUAUGUGCAAAGGAGUAACAAAAAAAAGACUUAACAUUUUUUGCACUGAGCCAGUAAAGAUCUGUCUACCUCAACCCCUUAAGUUGCUAUUAGAGGGGUAAAACGGAAAUAAAUAUGAGGUACGAAUCAAAAGUUUCUGUGGGGCUAAGGAAGAAGCCAAACAACGUAUCGCUGGGCUAAAAGUACUUUAUGAACUUUCAAGUGUUGGUAGCUCAAAACGUCUAACUGCAUUUACGGCACAAAAAUGCAAAAGACUUGUAAGUAGUGAGACAGAAAAAAAAUAUCUAUUUUGUACAUUGUACAUAAGAGUUUUCAUAAAUAUAUAAAUAUGUAAAUAUCUAAAAGCUAGAUAUAAAUAUAUACACAUAUCUUCUAAAGAGUCUAUUUUAAUCGUUAGUGCAUGAACGCAGGAAAGGCUGUGAAACGCAUUGUUUGCAAAAUCGCAAUUGAGGCGUGAUUUAGGUGCCUUAUCGUAUGGAAGAAUGUAUGCUUAUUUACUGAGGUGUGAGGGUGCAACAAGCUGGUCUUUCACAACAUUUGUUUAAGGCUCCUUUCACAUGGGGCAGGUUCCAUUGUGAUCAGUAAAGGAUCUGUGAGAUGAUCCCCGGCCGGUUGGAGCAGAGCAGGUGGAUGACGCGUCCGUGUCCACUAAGUAUCUGCGGAGUGGAUACAGACAACCCCUGCUUUGCUCUAUGGGUGGCCAGGAAUAAACUGACUCCACUGUCUGUUUACACACACACUACCUACCACCAGUACCCUUCACCUAAAUGGUAGAGGACUGAGUCCUCUCUCGUUUUUCUGGGGGGGUUUUUAGCGGGCCUAAUCGGACCUGGAGGUAGGCAGGGGUAAGUUUACACCUACCUGUCCAUAGGGUUAAAUUAACCUUCUGGUCAGGGCCACCUGUUUGAAAGGGGUCUAAAAAAACUUUGUUAGGGAACAUUGUUUUAAAUGUAUGUAAAUUUAAUAGCUGAACUGGCUCAACCAGCAAAAUAUUUAUUUAAACGGAGGCAUGACUUUUGGCCUCUUUCCAGCCCUGCAUGUUCUGCUAUUCCACCACCAUGGUUUGUGGCCUCGCGUUACAUGACUGCAUUGGGCCUGCAUGGAAAGAAGCAUUCAUCUGGCAUUAAUGCCUACCACAUCCUUGGGCCAUGCCAUCUAAGGAGCAGCUAUAGAUGAUGUUUAGUCCUUUCCUUAUGACCCUCAUUAAGGCUUUGUUCUGCCAGUCUUCCCAAGACAGGGUAAGAUUUGGUGGGCGAAUUUGGUAAAUUGCCUCCUUGGCUUUGUUCAUAAGCUUAAACAUUUUCGUAUAGUUGGCUAAGUUUCUGAGCACUAAUCUGCAUAAUGCUUGAAGUAGUUUUCCCUCAUAGGGGCUACUACACAGAGGGGUGUCCAGGGACCUGAAGUGUGUGGAGGCCAAAGGCCUGAAUUUUCAAAGUGCCCAAGCUUUUUAAAUCAGGUAUGUGUUGGUGGAGUGCUAGGCUCCACAGUAGGCAGAAACCAGAACCAAGUUUUUAGAGGCAGCUCUCUUUUAAGUGGGGUAUCCCGAAGCAGUCUAUGGAGCAUUGGUAGGAUGAGAUUGCCACAAAGCCUGAGUAAGCCCACUAAGAAUUUUAUCACAACACAAGAUCAGAGAAGCCAACACGUUUCAGGGCUCAACUCCCCCUUCUUUGGAGCUCAUGUGCUGGCUGGGGGUUUAGAUUUAUACUAAACAGCAAUUGCAAAAUGAAACUGGAUAUCACCAAAAUGUUCCAGGUUGCUAAACUGACAGCCUAUCAGAUUAGCGGCCUGCGUAAUUUUGGUGAGAUUCAGUAUAAGUCUAAACUCCCUGACAACACACAAGCUCUGAUGAAGGAGAAGUUGAGCUACUGAAAGACGUUUUUUUCUGGUCUUGUCAUGAUACAUUUCUUACCGUACUUAAGUUCUAUUGCUCUCUCAUCCUUCCAAUAGAAGCUUUUCAAUGCAGUCAGGGAGAUACUUGUCAUUAACAAAUACUUCCCCCAAAUCUUUCAAAUAAAGCUUAAUAUAAGCAGCUGUCACGCUCUACACCUCAGUAAAUAAUUGGAAGCAUAAUACAAUGGCUUGCACAAACCUUAACGUGUCCCCAGUACUUCCACAGCCACGUUUUGGGCUGAAGUCGCCUAAGCUAAGAAUCUGGUGACAUACGAGAUUCCAUGCCAGUGGUUGUCACUUGGUUCUUUGUGAUUUCAAGAGUAAGCCUUCAGCCUGCACAAUGGCGGACUCUGCUGGGUGCAGUAAAGGGAAAACUUUAAGAGGCAUAAAGUAGAUUGCACUUAAAAUUUUAUCUCUGUAUCUUCAAUUGGAACAUUUUGAAUGUGGGGAACAUGGAAGGGGAAUAGUGUAUUACAGAAAAAUAUUACCUUUUUAUAUCACAUUCCAAAUGAAGAAGUAUCCGGUCAAGAGGUUGGAAAAAAUACCCAGAUUUUACUAGGUCAUCAAAAGCAUCCUUUUCUGAAUUCUAUACCUUUUUCCUUGUCAGUUAUUUGCAUCAAUACUGUAAUAAGCCCCAUUUACAUCUUAUGUGUAUACAGUGCAGCAAUAUUAAGCCUAGUGUAGUUUACAGCAGACUCCAAAAUCUAAACCAGAGAACAUGAGUGCUACAGGCCAAACUUUACAGUGCCAAGAUGAGGGCCCCCCUCCAAAUCCAUGAAAGUCAGUUUUUGAUUAGGUCUAGGCACUCCCUUCAUAUGACUUGGGACUAGCAACAAAUUGCAAGCAUUGCAUUGCGAUAGGUAGGGAGAAGUUUGCAUGUGUUCCCCAUCCAAGGAAGUGGGGUGUAGAGGGGUUGAGGGUUGCCACUGGCAGAUUUGGGCGAUGGAUAGCAAUGUCAAGGCAGGAUGUGACUUUCCUUAGCUGUGAAGUUGCUAAAAUGUGGGACCCAUUCACACUAAAGCGAUCAAUUGUGGUGCAUUUACGCAUGCACUGUAUGACAUGUUAAUAUGCAUUGUGUUAAACUCAUUCAUUAUGAAUGGACUGCUAACAAACCACAAUAGGUUAAAAAAAAGUGCAUUAAUUUUUUUUUUU